Messenger RNA from Sesamum indicum (sesame), 516 nucleotides. RefSeq names its product putative transcription factor At1g11510. Lineage: Eukaryota; Viridiplantae; Streptophyta; Magnoliopsida; Lamiales; Pedaliaceae. Gene Ontology annotation, biological process: regulation of DNA-templated transcription. Gene Ontology annotation, cellular component: nucleus. The record is from RefSeq and is a predicted model, not a curated record.
AUGAACCGCCGCAGCGCCUCCAAAGUACCUUCAAAGCCCACCAGACUCUUCACACAAAAGGACGAAAUUGACCUCCUGAAUUCGCUCUUGAACUCCAGCGGAAACCCCAUCUGCGGCGGCGAUUUCAGCGAGGCUCAGAUCCGUGACAAGAUCAGGAGACUGAAGCAAAAGUACCACAAGCAAGCGAGGUCCAAGUCUUCCAUAAAGACCCCUCAUGAUCGCGAAGCGUAUGAGCUCGCACGGAAGAUUUGGGGACCCAAAAAGACAAGAAUACCCUCUCCCACAACUUUGGAUGAUGCAAAGAAAGAGGGGAGUGAAAGCAGAGUAAACUGGAGUAGUUAUCCAUUCUUGAUGAGGCAGGUUUCGUGGGCAUUUUCGGGAAGUUAUGAGGUUUAUAAACAAGGAUUGGAGGGUUUGGGAGAGGAUGUUUUGAAGGGUUUUGAUGAGAAGUGGAUGGAGCUGGAAAAGGAAGAAGCUGCACUUGAGGCUAGAAGAGCUCAGUUACUUCAUAAUUAG